This is a messenger RNA of Adineta ricciae, 1059 nucleotides long. Lineage: Eukaryota; Metazoa; Rotifera; Eurotatoria; Adinetida; Adinetidae. The record is from the annotation of a GenBank genome assembly.
AUGGCUAUCAUAAACAUAUUUUCUCACAUUUUUAUACGUCCAUUCAUCGAAUGUUCUCUUGGUAAUGGCAUGAAUUUUAAUAUUCAUCCAUCUAAUAAAUUGUCUAUUGAAAACAUAGAAGCAAUCGAGCGGUUUUGUGCUUUUCUACAAUUAGAAUAUUCGAUACAUUAUGGGCAAUCAACACCCUACUGGACAAAAUACUUUAUUGAUCUCGAUGAAAUCAUUGAACAAUGGGUAUGGAAUAUGUGGAAUAGAACUAAGACAAAAUCGUUCUCCCAUCGCAAACGUGAAGAACUGCUGGUAAAAAUCAAUUGGAAACAGGUGGCGUUCUCACAAACGAAAACGAAUUUUACUGGUUCUCCCCCGGUUUCGUUACCGAAAUCUCAGAUACUUUUUCGAACGCACUUCAAUAACCACACUACGACGGAACAAUCGUAUUCAUUCAAAACCGAACGUUUCACGCGCUCAACAUUUAAAUUUAUAUUCACCCAUUGCUUGAGAAAAUCACAACAUUCAAUGGUUGUGUUUUAUUUACCCGAAGAAAUUGUUCGAUUUACAGGAGGCAUAAAGCUUGAACAGUAUGCAGAUUUCGGACAGGACACUGUUAAAGAAUAUAGUAUGUGUUGGGGUGUUAAUACUCAAAUACAUGUAGCACCACGUACAUGUACAUAUGCGGAAUUAAAUAUUGAUGAAGAAGAAUUCAAUGGCGAUUUUGCAUUUUUUAUUCAAUUUUUCGGUCGAAUCACUGCUACGGUAUCAACGCGCGAGUCGCCGGAUAAUUAUCUGCAGUUUAUGGACGGUGAUAUCGUCGAAAUUAUACGUGAGGCGAUAGAUUGUAGCCAUCGAUGGAAUGACUUAGAAGUUACUUCAGAUUAUCCAUCUGUCGUACGUUAUAAAAUACGUGGUAAAUGUUCAUUUCGGUAUGGCACUCAGCAACAUGUUGUCCUUAAUCAACAACCGUUAGAUUCUUCAUCAUCUUCUCUAUCCGAGCGUCUUUCAUCUCAAUCAAAGGCGACCUCAGUGCAGAAUGAAAUGUAUCUAAACUUUCGAGAUAUAUAA